Heteronotia binoei (common prickly gecko) is the source of this 874-nucleotide messenger RNA. RefSeq names its product collagen alpha-1(IX) chain-like. The transcript is spliced from 7 exons. The coding region runs from base 1 to 762 and encodes 253 amino acids. The record is from RefSeq and is a predicted model, not a curated record. Lineage: Eukaryota; Metazoa; Chordata; Lepidosauria; Squamata; Gekkonidae.
AUGGGGGAAAAGGGAAACACUGGUAAUACUGGCCCCAAGGGUGAUGUAGGGGAGAAAGGAGACAAAGGACAGAAAGGCAUACGCGGCUUUCCUGGGGUACCUGGACCCAAGGGACAAAGAGGUAUAGAUGGAUUACCUGGUCCAAGAGGCUUGCCUGGUCCAAUUGGAGAGAAUGGAGCACCUGGGCCUCCUGGAUCGCAGGGUCCUCCAGGCCCAGAAGGUCCAGUGAUGCCUGAUGAACAACUGUAUCAGUUGUGUCGUGCUGUGUUCCUUGCCCACGUAGCCCAGGUUGCAGCUGGUGUCAGAUACAAAUGCGCCAGUGCAUGUCCUUCCGCCAACUUGACACUGAUAGGUCCCCUGGGACCAGCUGGGCCAGCAGGGCCAGCAGGAGAAAAGGGUCAGCCAGGUCUUGAUGGACUAGAAGGUGCCUCUGGACCCAUGGGAUCUAAUGGAUCUCCUGGAACUCGAGGAGCCGAUGGAGAACCAGGAGAAAAGGGCCAGAAGGGUGAAACAGGAGAACUAGGAACAGGCCUUUCUGGGCCUGAUGGACACCAAGGUGUAACAGGAUUUCCUGGUUAUCCUGCAGUUUCCAGAAAUGGCCAACCAGGGAUAUCAGGGCCCCCUGGAUACAGUGGAAUGCUAGGGCAUCCCGGACCUUCUGGUCCACCAGGAAUCCCUGGCCUGUGUGAAGCAAAAGACUGUGAUGUUUACAUUCCCACCCCACUGGUUCAGCAGGGACUAGCGAAAGGACCAACAGUUUAAAAAAAGAAACUUAAAAAAUGUGGAAAAACUCGUAUUGUUGUUGUAAUAUAUUCAAAUGAGAUUCUGAUAAGCUAUUAUGAAUAAAACCCAAAUAUCUUUUUUUCUCGUGUCA